Molecule: messenger RNA, 3969 nt
Organism: Malaya genurostris
Lineage: Eukaryota; Metazoa; Arthropoda; Insecta; Diptera; Culicidae
Product: probable ATP-dependent RNA helicase DHX34
Exons: 8
Coding region: 132-3938 (1268 amino acids)
Biological process (GO): nuclear-transcribed mRNA catabolic process, nonsense-mediated decay
Cellular component (GO): intracellular anatomical structure
Molecular function (GO): RNA binding; ATP binding
Source: RefSeq, a predicted model, not a curated record
AUUUGUACAAAUUUCAUCGUGCUAAAUCAAUUUAAAAUGAAACAUACAGGCAAUUUGUGACCGUAUACAUUUGUCUAUCUAGCAGUUCAAUAGGCAAUAGGAAAUUGACGCACAUUACAGAAUAAAAGAUCAUGAGUUCUUCAAAAGAAUAUGAUGAACGCAAAUUCAACGUUCAAAGAAAUCAACAUGCUUCUACAUCACGAAACUACGACAGAGACUCGAAGUCGUCGUUCAAGCAGUAUCGACAUAAGCAUGAAUCAAGGUCACCCAAUCGACACCGCAGAUCUAGGUCUCGCUCCCCCCAUCAACAAUUGAACAAAGUGGAGAGGUUUUGCAGUCCUUUGGAAUCAAGUACCUACAAAUCUACUUCAAGACACAGAAAUAGUUCGGUUAGUCCCGAUAGAAAAAAUAUCAAGUCUGAACGUCACUCACACUACUCAGACCACCAAUCGAACCAGAAUAAACAAUCAAAGUAUGAAGCACCUGUAGAGAAUACCGAUAAGCUGGAAGAAACCAAUUUGGUGAACUUUUCAUUUCUCAAUCAUAAAAACAUACUAAACCGCGUCCUACUCGGCUACUGCAGUCGUGAUCAACUCGUCACCGAUUCGAAUGAUUUUUGGUUAUUUUUGAACAAAUACGAAACACUGUUAAAGAAAAGUGGUCAAUGUAUUCUACCUCAGCCUGUGGAUGAAUCAGAUCUACGAACGGAUGAUUUAAUUCAAUCGCAGUACAAUAACACAUACUGUACGGCGAUUUCGCUUGAUGUCCGAUUUGAUGAGCUGUACAGCAGACUUCGUCAAGUUGAUGAAAGUGGAAAAAUCAGUGCUUUAAAAUUGAAGCAGUUCUUACAGAUAGUAUUGCAUUACUUAGAUUUUCGCCAGAAGGAACGUUUCAAUAAGUUAAUGAAACUCCGAAAGGCACAAGCUGAACUUCCGGUUGCGAAGUACAAGGAUGAAAUCGUGUCUGCUGUACGUAACGAAACUGUGCUCAUUCUUGCUGGUGAUACGGGUUGUGGGAAGUCCACUCAAGUACCCCAAUAUCUCCAUCAUGCUGGCUUCGAAAAGAUUGCUUGCACCCAGCCUAGACGAAUUGCAUGCAUUUCGCUUUCCAAGCGAGUAGCACACGAAAUGCUGUGUGAGUAUGGAACACAAGUCGGCUACCAGAUACGCUUUGAAAGAUCUAAAAGUACCCAGACAAAUAUCCUGUUUAUAACGGAGGGACUGCUUUUGCGACAACUCGCUGCUGAGGAGUUUCUUUCGGAGUAUUCAGUUAUCAUUCUGGACGAAAUACACGAGAGACAUCUUCACGGUGAUUUUCUGCUCGGAAUAACCAAAUGUCUCAUAAGAGCUAAGCCUGAUGUGAAGUUGGUUCUCAUGUCAGCCACCAUUAAUAUCAAGCUGUUUGGUGAUUACUUUGCUGAAGAGAAAGCUCAUAUCAUAGAAGUUCCUGGUCGAUUAUUUCCGAUCAAACUGCACUACAUGCCACAAGUGCGAGAAAUUUCGGUAGCAAGUACAAGUAAGGGUAAACAGAAAACCAGUGACCGUAUCAGUCCAGAUCCGUAUCUUCAAAUUUUGCAACUGAUCGACCAAAAGUAUCCCCCUACCGAGAAAGGAGACGUUUUGAUCUUUUUAAGCGGUUUGAAUGAAAUCACGACAAUCGUUGAUGCUGCCAAAGAGUACGCCGAGAAAAGUAAGAACUGGAUAAUUCUUCCAUUGCAUAGUACCCUUUCGAUAUCCGAACAGGACAAGGUGUUCGAUUACGCACCGGACGGGAUGCGAAAAUGCAUCAUUUCUACAAACAUUGCUGAGACUUCGGUGACAAUCGAUGGUAUUCGGUUUGUCAUCGAUUCUGGAAAGGUCAAAGAGAUGAGUUAUGAUCCAACCACCAAGAUGCAACGGUUGAAGGAAUUUUGGAUAUCGAAGGCAUCCGCCGAACAACGUAAGGGUAGAGCAGGGCGAACGGGCCCAGGCAUAUGUUACCGACUAUAUGCAGAAAAACAAUUCUACGAUUUCGAUGCAUAUACAACGGCGGAGAUAUUGAAAGUACCACUAGAAUCCCUACUGUUGCAAAUGAUUUCGAUGGGGUUGCCAAAUGCUAGAAUGUUUCCCUUCGUGGAACCACCACCGUCGGAAAACGUGGAAAAUGCCAUCAUGAACUUGAAACAUCAUGAGGCACUAACGGUAGAUGAAAAACUUACGCCGUUGGGUAAAGCACUGGCAAAGAUUCCCGUAGAUAUCGGAAUUGGUAAGAUGUUGCUGAUGGGAUGCGUAUUUCAACAGCUGCAGCCAGUUUUAACCUUAGCUGCUGCGUUGAGUGUCCAGUCGCCUUUUACAAACCGAGCUUAUCGCGAGGCUGAGUGUGAGCGUGCUUUGCGUUCUCUUGAAUCAGACCACGGUGAUCCGAUUACUCUUCUGAACGCUUACAAAGAAUGGUUGGAGUUGAAACAGGAUCGUGUAGAAUAUCGACGAGAUGAACAACGGGAAAGCACUAAAAGUUGGUGCCGUAGACGAGGUCUCGAAGAGCAACGUUUCUACGAAAUUACCAAACUUAGAAAUCAGUUCCAAGAUUUACUGCAAGAUUGUGGACUCAUGGAGAGUAAUAACACGGAUAAUAUGACCAGUGCUGAACGGGCCAUUCGUCACGGCGAGCUGAAACAAUUGAAAGAACUUCGGAAAGCGCACCGAAUGGAAGCUCCGCGGAAAAGGCAACUGCUAAAAUCCGAUAUGUGGGGAGCUGAGGAUGGAGAAGAGGAUGAUGGCAAAAUCGAUAUCAGGGAUGUUGAGUUUCGGAUGAAUCUUGACUCAUCAAAGUUGCAAAAUUUGGUGAGUGGUGCCACGGCCUGUAGCUAUCGAGAUUUGAUGACGUUGAAAUUAAUUCUGGUUAGUGGCUUAUAUCCUCAAGUGGCGAUAGCUGAUGAGUACAACUAUUGCAAAGGACCAUCAGAACAAUUCUUCCACACACAAACGAAACCCUAUGCGACGCUUCACCCGAUGGGAUUUUUUGCAAACAAUGUACAAAUGAUACAGUUAAGUGAUAAUGACAUUGUUGAGAAGAGUGGCAUAUAUAGAUCUCGUCAACCGCUGAGUUCCCAUCACCAAAUACUUUGCUAUUUAACUUUGUUGGAGACUAACAAGACAUAUUUGAUGAAUACUCUUCGCAUGCCAGCAGCUCAAACGUUGCUACUAUUUGCGCAUACGAUCGACAGUAAUUCGACCUUUUCAAGGCUAAUCUGUGAUUCUUGGUUAUGUUUGGAUUUCCCUUCUCCCGAAAGUGGUCAAAUUUUGCUGUAUAAGGCAUCCAAUCUUAGGCGUUUGUGGAAUAAAAUGUUGGCAGAGAAAUUGAAAGCUGUUACAAAGUCUACCGACGAAGACAGCUCCCAAACCGAUCAAGAAAAGGCGAUCGAUCAGAUGAACUAUGAGCUCUGGCAUGAUCUUGCCCAGUUUAUGAACACGGAAGUUUGUUACACUAUCAAACGUUUGCUUCCAGCUGAUGUCAAAACUAUGUAUAAAGGCCCUUCUGCAACUGAACCGCUGGAAUUAGAUCCGAAUCCGUUUGCACCGGAUUUUGUACCCACAAUUAAUGAAAUCAAAGGAGGGAUGCAUUUAACGGAGAAUAUUUUGUAUGCAUGCAUAACGGAAACGGACUGGAGCAUACAGAUGUAUGAAGAAAUAGUGGCAAAUGAUUGGGAGUGUCCUAACUGUAGCUGUUCAUAUAACUUGACUUGUUUUCAGAAGUUGCAACAUAAGCACGUUUGUAAACCAAGUGCAACAGAUCAUGGCAAUUCAUCUGAGAGGAUGCCUAAUAAUCAUGGCAAGCAGAAGUCAAACGCGAAAAAUUUCGAAUGUCCAGUUUGUCAAACUACACUCAACCUCACACCAAUUGAGAUACUGAAGCAUAAAAAAAUAUGUAGGAACAAGGUCAAACAGGAAACCGAAUAAACAUGUUUUUCAAUUUAUUUUCAUACAUCAA